Molecule: messenger RNA, 877 nt
Organism: Haliotis rufescens (red abalone)
Lineage: Eukaryota; Metazoa; Mollusca; Gastropoda; Lepetellida; Haliotidae
Exons: 2
Coding region: 52-705 (217 amino acids)
Source: RefSeq, a predicted model, not a curated record
GAGGCGUAUAGAAGUUUUCAAAGUGACUUCGUCAGCCAUCAUACACGCAUAAUGUAUGUGGCCGUUUUCUUUCUCUGUAUAUUACUGAGUGGGUCUCUCUCUGGACUGAUUCUGCCUAUGACAAAACCGGACGGUAGUACAGACCUUUCAAGCCUUCUAAGCCACGUCACCCUCCUCGAGCAGACUGUGACCGGCCUUCAGACAACCACUGUGCAACUACAAUCAGAUCUACAGUCCAACAAGGCACAGGCAGCUGCUGAGAUUUCUUCUCUGAAAGAUGAAGUGGUGUCCCUGAAGACGGAACUGCGGGUGUCAUCUAAUGACCUCGCUGUGUUGAAAGCAGAGGUGAAUGACAUGAAACGGGGUAAUAGUAAUGCUAAUACUCAAGUAAACCUAACAGUCUUGGAUUCAAUCAGCCACGAAGUCAAACUUAACACAGCACAGAAACAAUCCCUGGACAACAAGCACUCACUGACACAAGUCUCACAAGAUGUACAGUUGGUGUCGGCAGAUGUUCACACGGCAAAGAAUAAUAUCAGUCUGACAAUCUCAGAAGUCGCGACUUUGAAAGCUGACUUGGCCGUUGUACGAAAACAAGCUCUGGACAAUAAGCAGUUGGUGACGACACUUGGUAAGUUUUUGCUUAGCAUAUUGUUGGACAUUCAAUGUUUUUAUGUGCACUGUUUGGAGGCUAACAGUAUUUGAUACUGCUUUAUUUUAUACUAAUAUAUUUGACGUUUAGGUGAGAACUUAUGCAUUCAAGAUCAAGAAGGAUAAGUAGAAGAUAAUAGUUAAUAUAUCUCAUAUGCAUUUAAAAGUUCUCAAACAAAUUCAUUUGGGAAUAAUAAGGAUUCGUUAAGAUAAGAUAAGAUGAGGU